CAUGGAUCCUUUCCACGUAACUUUACAGCAAGAGAUAGAUUUACUGAAGAAUUUGAACCACAAAAAUAUUGUGAAAUAUCUUGGAUCCUUAAAGACUAAGAGUCACCUCCACAUAAUUCUUGAAUAUGUGGAAAAUGGCUCACUAGCAAACAUUAUCAAACCAAAUAAAUUUGGACCCUUUCCAGAAUCACUGGUUGCGGUUUACAUUUCACAGGUUUUGGAAGGCUUGGUAUAUCUACACGAACAGGGUGUAAUUCAUCGGGACAUCAAGGGUGCUAAUAUAUUAACAACUAAAGAGGAAUGA
This is a messenger RNA of Humulus lupulus (European hop), 304 nucleotides long. RefSeq names its product MAP3K epsilon protein kinase 1. The coding region runs from base 2 to 304 and encodes 100 amino acids. NCBI's taxonomy places the organism in Eukaryota, Viridiplantae, Streptophyta, Magnoliopsida, Rosales, Cannabaceae. Gene Ontology annotation, biological process: protein phosphorylation. Gene Ontology annotation, molecular function: ATP binding; protein kinase activity. The record is from RefSeq and is a predicted model, not a curated record. The transcript has 5 exons.